UGCACAUGCGUAAAAGGAAAACAACUUGAUGACUGAUGAGAGUGAGAACUUCCACGUAGUACUUUAACUUAUGAUUGUUUACUUUUUUAUUUCAUACUUUUAUGUCGUUUUAGUUAUACCAAACCAUUGACAAUGCACGGUUCUGAAGGAUCAGACAGCUCAGUGAAGAUAUUCGCCAACAUCUUCAUAACAUUUGUAGGCGCUGGCGUUCUAGGCCUACCGUUCGCGUUCAAAGAGGCUGGUAUAUUAGAAGGCAUUGUCAUAAUGAUACUUAUAUCAGCUGUCAGCAUCAAAGCUAUGCUCCUGUUAAUAGACUGUAAAUAUAGAUUGAACAGGCGGCCAGAAAUACGCAAGAUUUAUAAAAUUGUAGAAGUCGAAACAGAAGAAAAUCAUCAAGGGAAUACUUAUGAAAAAUUAGAUUUACUAGAAAGUCAUACAAAUGAAUCAAAUGGAUUCAGACAUGAUGUCCAGGACGUAAAAGAAUUAAAGAGUUCUCAGAAAGAAUUGGAUUAUGGUGAUCUAGGUUAUUAUGCUCUUGGUAAUACUGGGAGAACGGUUGUGGACACAGUAAUCGUUAUAUCUCAAACAGGGUUUUGUUGUGCCUACUUGAUAUUUAUUACUGAAAACCUUGGAUCAUACAUUGUAAAAUUUGCCACAUUCCAGUGGUUAUUGUUUCUACUUCCACCUCUGGCAUUUCUUGCCAUGCUGAGACAUCUUAAUCAUUUAGCUAUAUUCAGUCUAUUUGCAGAUUUUGCUAAUGUAUUUGCAUAUUGUGUAGUGUUCUGGUUUGAUUUUGAACAUAUACAUGUUCUAAAAAAGCUUCACCCAAAAGAAAUAUCUUUAGAUGGGUUUCCAUUUUUUCUUGGCAUAGCAAUAUAUUGUUUUGAGGGUGCUGGGAUGGUAUUAUCUCUUGAAGCGUCCGUCCUGCCUUCAGUAAGAAGUAAAUUUAGAAAGAUAUUUGUCCUUGCAUUGGUAUUAGUAACUACUCUUUACAUUGUGUUUGGUGUGUGCGGGUAUUUGUCGUUUGGACCAGAGACAGAGAACAUCAUUACAUUGAACCUCCCACCUGGAUUGUUCCCACUACUUGUCAAGGGCUGCUUAUGUUUCUCACUCUUCUUCACCUAUCCAAUGAUGAUGUUCCCAGUCUCACGAAUCAUUGAAAAUAUUACUACAGACGACCCUCUGCGCAACUUGAAUAGAGGGAAUAUUAUUCGUUGCUCGAUGGUUUUACUAACUGGCCUCAUCGUUCUUGCUAUCCCAAACUUCACCACCCUCAUGGCCCUAGUGGGCGCUAGCUGUUGCACCCUCCUUGCAUUUAUUCUCCCGGCAAUAUUUCACAUGAAAUUAUGUCAUGAGACUUUAACAAUGCGUCAGCUAGUUUUUGAUUGGAUCCUCAUUAUUCUAGGAGUUGUUGGGUGUUUAAUUGGUACCCAUGAUGCAUUGCACAGGAUGUUCUCACCUGAAAUCCCUGUUGGGAAUAGCGCCACCCUUAUACCAAGGGUAGUACAAUCAAACCUAACAGGACACAAAUCAACGUGAGCAUUCUUCACAUGGAAAUCAUGAAUUAAAGGCUGGUCUUAAGGGUGGGGAUUAUUCCAGGGUUGAGAAUGUAAAAUGGUUGUGGGGUAGGGAGGAGGUCAUUGGGAAUUCUUAGAUUCGUAAGCCGAGCACUUAUUGCUCCCGACAGCCGACGCAAAUUUAUGGAGAAAGCAACAUCACAAUGCGUGCGUCUGAUGUUUUUGAUGAUGUUCUGUUCAGAAUGCCACCGACAAUCAGCGUACAGUGUUGCGUCUUCUAGCGCUCACAUUGAGCGGGGUUAGAUUCGUUGUACGACGCAGAGUGUUCCCGCCUUUUGAUUUUUCUGCAAUAAAUUUCCCAAGUUCUAGUGGAUGUUUCUCACUGUGGGUGAUAUGUUGUUUAACACAGUUUAACUUGCAUUAAUUCUUGUUUUUUAGUCCAUAUUAAUAAUUACAGUAAUUUGUUCUCACCAUUGAAGCAAUAAGUUGGAUCCAUAUUUAUUACUUUUAAUUUUUAUUUGUUUUCUCUCAUGUCUUCCAUUAAAAUGUUGAAAAUAUAUUUUGAGAUAAGUAACUAAAAAGAGGCUGUGUGUGUGCAUGUUUCAAUAUAUGGUAAUUGUUGAAUUUUAAUGUCAUAAUAUUUGGUUUUUUUUUAUUUCAUAAUAUCAAUUAUAUAAAGGACCACCUUUCUUAACUUCAUUAUACAGUAUAUUAAAUUUUCAAUUUCGUUUUAUGUAAUAAUAAGUAUUGUACUUGUUUUUAAAUUAUGCCACUCUAGAAUUACAAUGAAAAAUCUAUAAUGAGAUGAAUCAUUGAUUAUUUAGUAUUGUGGUAACAAGUUCUCGUAAUUCGUAAAGCUCCGAUGAAGGCAGUAUAAUAGAGAGAGUAGAGUAUGUUGGCCCUAACAACCACACAUACAAAAAAGACCUAUUAUUCAAUCAGCCAAAGUGUUUCUAGAGCUCCACAUUGGAGUUAAAAACAUGACAUCUUAACUUAUUUUUAUAAUAAAGAAUAACAUUGUUAUUA
Messenger RNA from Anneissia japonica, 2543 nucleotides. RefSeq names its product amino acid transporter AVT3C-like. Gene Ontology annotation, biological process: amino acid transmembrane transport. The record is from RefSeq and is a predicted model, not a curated record. Gene Ontology annotation, molecular function: amino acid transmembrane transporter activity. The transcript has 14 exons. Gene Ontology annotation, cellular component: vacuolar membrane. Bases 133 to 1539 code for a protein of 468 amino acids. NCBI's taxonomy places the organism in Eukaryota, Metazoa, Echinodermata, Crinoidea, Comatulida, Comatulidae.